AUGUUCAAAUCGCUUUCCUCCCGUUCUACUCGUUCGGUAUCCGUAUCUUCGUCUGGAACGACUACUUCACCGUCCACUCUAACAACGCCGACCUCAGCUACAUCCCUCCCCCCUACUCUGCCCCCCAUUGCCCCAACCCCUACCCGUGACGUUCCCACCAUAUGCGUCGUCGCAGCAACCCCCGGUACCCCCGGCAGCCCAAUCAUCGAAAAACGAAGGACACGUACAUUGGUUCCCAAGCGCCCCGUGAUCGGAAAGGAAAACAGCCCAUAUGGAGAAUCUUCUCGGGUUGGUUCCCUCGGUAGGGUCCGGCCCAAACAGCCUCCCACCAUUCCCGAGCAGCCGGUGGAUCCGAAAGUGGAGGUUGCCGACCUCGUCGCACGUCAGUUUGUUGCCUCUCGCAAUGAACGACAGGUUCAUACGAUGGGUCCAUCUAGCGGGUUCUCAUUCGUACCCGCUCCGAGAAACCCGUCUCCGCCAACAAGACAGACGUCAUAUCGGAUUAAGCCAAACAAAUCUUCUAAGCGAGCACACGGUGAAAACUGCACCGAAACUAGCGGUGGACAAGUUGAAGCUAUCAAGGAGACCAUCAGCAGGGGUACCAGACCUAUAUCUCGAAUUGGGAGCGAAGUGUUGGGUAGUCUUCGCGGGGGAACACUCACACGCGGGAGUAGUAGGGCCAAAGUUGGGAGCACGCGGGUCUUGACUGAUUCAAGCGCUCAAGAAGGGUCGACCGACGAGAACGCUGGGACAGCCUUCAUGGUAGCAAAGAAGAAGAGCCGAGGGACGCUGGAUAGCAUUCGGUGGGCUCUGGGGGAUAGGACUAAUGCGGCCAAGAAAGCGGAGAAGGAAAAGGAAAAGGCGGACAAAGCCAUGGAAAAAAGCCGACAAUCUCAGGACAGCUCGAGCUCUGAGCGACACAAGGUCAAGUUGACGAUUGAUACUCGGGCCCCACCAGUCGACAAGGCUCACCCAACCACUGAUACUCCAUCCAACAGUGCGCUCUCUCCGGUAGCGGAAACUCCCACCACAGCUCCUGCAGCCCCCACCACAGCUCUUGAAAGUGGAACAGAUAGCGAGGCCGUUACAUCCGGCACAGAGAAAAGUAAAUGGAAAUGGACAAUCGGACGUAGACGUGCAAAGUCUCCUGGUCCUUCCCUCUCGCCGACCUCUGAGCGUCCAGGCCAUACACGAACAAUGUCGCUUGAUGUGGACGCCCUUUUGGCCGCCGCGAAGUCCGAGGGCCGUGAUGAGGGCAUGGGAACCUAUGCAAGACGCCGACACCGGACUGCUUCAUUUGACUUGCCAACUCUGCUGCAAAGUACUGUAACUGAAGAUCAAGUUGAAAACCGCGGCUCUCCACUCCCACCCCAGCCUCUGCCCGUUGCGAUCGCCCCGGUCGAUUUUGGCCAAGAGCCCAAGGCUAUUCGGAAAGGCAGCACCGAAAGCGCUGAAACCCAAGCGAGCUCCGGAACUAUGCGGAGAUCCAGUAUUGCCAAUUUGAUCCAUGGCGACAGCGCAUCAAAUACUGGCUCACUGGCGUUACGAGCUAUGCGUUCAGUUCGAUCUAUUACAUCAAUUGCUCGCCUAGGGGGAUGGGGCAAAGGCGACGAGAGUGACAAGGGAAAAGAGAAGGAGGGUACUCUCAAGGACAAGAAGAAGCGGAAGGGUAGAAAAAUGCCGGCCUUCGACGAGGAUGAGCCUACCAAUACGUCUGAGGAAAGUUGGGAGGCGGGUGCAUUAGGGCGAGACCCAACCAUGACCCUGACUGCGACCGUUGGUCAGCCUAUCCUACCGAACCUUCAACUAGGGAACACACGUGGAGAUUUGGGAAUUGGGGGACCCGCAAGGGAUGGUACUCAAGAGGGUAGAGACUGGGUCGCGGGGGACCGCAAUGGCUCUGGAAGCUCAUCGCGAGUUGCGCCGUCCACGAUAUCCUUUGGAAAAGCCCAUCAGCCCCGAAUGUCGAAUGAAUCGUCUGGGAGCUCCAAUUAUCCUGCCAGUUCAACGCACGAAACAGCGUCCGUCACUUCUAGUAAACCUCGUCGCUCCAUGAGUGUGGAUUAUGACAGCCUCUUUUCUAUCGAUACCUCGGAAAUGGACGCUGGCUCUGGUACCCUGAAAAACCGGACAAAGCGUAAACAGGAUACUACCCGCCCACCUCCUAGGAGUUUGAUGGGCUUAUUCGAAGUACCGACUGCGCCUGCUCCUGAGAGUCCUGCACACGUUGAGGUCCAGGGCGUUAAAAUCGGCAAGGGACGUGUACGCGAACGCGUUCGGGAGUUUGAAGCCCGUGCCGAGGAACAUUCGUCAGCUGCUCACCCUCCCUAUGGCACCAUUCGUUCUGUUUCAGCCCCGUUCCCUGGACCAAUCGCACUUUCCAUAGGACCGGCCGCUGCCAAGGAAGUAGUUGUGCAGCAGGAUACAUUUUUCCAGGACCGAGAACAUGCUUUAUCCCUUGGUCGCAGUGCUAGCGUCCCACUCCUGGUCGAAUCACCAAAUCGCCCGACCCGAAUGCGACCGAAGAGUGAACAAUUGUUACGACGAUUGUCUCGGGAGGAUGCCGCCUCGAUUUCGAUGAUCAACGCUGCCAAUUCAGAUCUCUCUGAUCUCAUCAACCGCCUGGACCUUUCAGCUACUCCUGAUAGCAAGUAUCAAUUGAGCCCCCCUGUCUGCCGGGCUACUCCUAAAUUCGCUCAAGAGAGUCCCAGCAAACGUAGUCCUCGCGACCUUGCAGGCCAGCAAAGCCUAACAGCUAUCGUCGGAUACGGACACUCACGAACCUCCUCCGAGGAAGAUGUUGAUGCCGAAAUUCAGCAUGUUUUGUUCAAGGGUAAAACGUCUAAAGCUUCCGUGUUCACUUUUGCACCCGAUCUUUCCUCCGAACCUCAGUCUGCGUCAAUUGCCUCUUCUGCCUUGCAGGCUCUAGAUUCAGCACCCGAUAUCCAGGAUGAUACCGAUUGUGCCUCUGAAGAUUUCGAACAAGACACUCCUCGUGAGCGUUCGAGCCAAGCUGCCGUCAAGGCUCGUCGUCGGGCAGGGACAUACGAUAGGCUAGUUGGAGAAUUGAUGUCUGCGAGCAAGGAUAGUGAGGGUGGCUCUGAUAUUCCUGACGAACUACAGGCCAUCCUUACUAGCCAGAGCGAGGAUGAGUCUUCUCCUGUCCUGUCAUCUUCGUCAUCGCUCCCCUUGGAACCUAGGGUUACCCGACAGAACUCGAAAGUACAAUUCCAGUUGCCAGAGGAGCUCCGUGAGGAUACACAGACCGACAACGAAGAAGUUACAUUUGACUUCACUGGUGAGCUUGGGCAGCUCAAAGGUGGAUCAAGGAAUAGUUUUGUAGAGGUUCUUGUCUCCGCCUUCAAGACACCUGCUCUUCCUUCUGUUGGCGAGGGUCAGCUCCAGCUCAAUCUCGAAAGUCCUAUUCGGCCCUUGCAGCGCAGUGAAAGAGAUUUACAUUCAUCAGAAGAUCGUACUCCAACUUUUGCUCAAGCUUCCAAGACUGCUGCUGAACAUUCGAACCAAUACUUGCAGCCUGAUCGUAGCUUCGACAUCGGUCGACUGCCAGAUGCACGAGUGAGCGGGACAUUUGACUACGAAACUCUCAUGCGCGAGCUAGACGAGGUUUCAUCUGCUAUAGAAGAAUCAGUUCGGGCUCCCGAACCAUCUGCCAACCGCCGCCGACUCCACCGUUUGUCUACGGAUUCAGAUAGGUCUAGUUUAUUCCGAGGCGGUCGUAGCCAUCGACGAGACGAACCUACCGCAACGUUUUCCUUUGCUGCACCGCCAGUGAGCUUCCAUAAUCGCCCAUACAGCAAACAAAUCGUGCAUAGUAUGGAAAACGAUCACACUGGGCGGCUUUCAUUGACAGGCGAACUACCAGGGAGAGAUGGUGAAGAUUCUGAUCGAUUCGCUCGACCCGGCCUUGGCGACAAAAUGUUCCAAAUGGGUGCCGAACUUGGGCUACCUCUUCCCUCGAUUAUGGCGUCCCCGGCCAACAGUGAUGGAUCGGCAGGGCAACAGGCUGGAUACGAGGAUUAUACAGGAUAUUCGUACGCACCAGAACGAAGACUUUCGUAUGUAUCGGAUCGUCGAAACUCCUAUGCACCUUCCAUUGCAGACCAGCAGCGAAUGUCCUUCAUGUCUUAUGAUUCCUAUCUCGAGGUUCCUGGCAAUGGCAACGGACGUCGCUCCUCUAUCGAUGCUGAUUCUCUAUUCGAAAGGCGGGGCCGUCCAUCUUCUAUCAGCUCUGUUUCAAUAUUCGGGGACGACAAUCGUCGCCGCAGGCGCAGCAAAGUCUUCAAUCCCAAUUUUCGUCCCGUUUCGAUUAUUAGCAUGCAAAGCGAGACGACAGGCGAAGAUGACACAAUGGUCAGCAUGAUUGGCGGAUCAGAUGGAGCACGAGUCCCUCGAAAAUCAAUUGCUACCAACUUGCUUCUUGACGCAUCACCUUGCAUGCGUGCAGAGAAACGGGCGAAGGAGAUAGCUCGAGCUCAGCACAUUGAGGCAAACCGUGCUGCAUCUCUGUCGGCACUCACAGGUGAACCCAUGGACUUGACCCCUCCUCAACCAAAGUCAUCUGCAGACUCCAUCUUUGAAUACUCGCCCAGCAAGGGACGUUCCUGCAUCCCGUCCAGACCAUUUGCUCGACCCCGUCCGCCGGCUGGCUCUCAGUCUAUGGCCGACGAUAGUGAUGACGAGGAGUUUAGCUUGUCUGGCGGAACCCCCAUGCCUUCAAUGUUCAACAAGCUCACGUCCCCAGGAGUCGGAAGUACCAACACCUCGGUUCGCAAACGCAGCUCAGGAUUGAUCUGCACUGCUGAACCUCCAGACACUCCCCCGUUAUCGGAUGAGGAGCCAAUUUUUAGUGGUCCUCAUAUGAACAGAAGCAAAUCCCGAUUGGAAACUAAAGCUGGAAACGUUUCGAUUCUUGCACAAGCACCCCCUUCUACUGGUCGCCGCACACGCACCAGGGCCCAAGAGCAGCGUCAUCGUCUAUCUCGUUCAUCCGUAAACUUGUCCAUCUCGGAAGAUGACCUACCCCGUGGCGCGAGUGCUUUUGUGAGCAGGAGUCAUUCAAGCGCAGAUUCUUCAGUAUCGGAAUCAGUUAUCGUCAUCAACCCGGAUGCACAGAUGGCUGAAAUGAUCGAAAUGAUUGGUGCUGGACAUGUCUAUAGCAACGAGCAGCUGGAAGCAGUCACUCGGUAUCUCGCUUUGCGGAAUGAGGCAGUAGAAACAGUUGCUCGCUCUCAAAAAAUAUGGCAGGACACGGACUUCUCUCGGUUUACACUUUCUACAUUUAUCCCUCCAACGAACUCAUCGGAAAUCAAGGCUAUGAUUGAUCAUUCCCAGAGCGUCUACAACGAGAUUCCUGUUGAAGUUUACAGACGCCCUCGGUCUCGCCAUCCCCGGUCUUGCGCUCGCCCCUCCCCUUAUCAUAUCGCCCGGCACUCGUUUAAGAGCACUAUGUCUCCGCAUACACGCAUGGCCACGGAGAGUGUCGAGCAUGCGCUUGCUUUGCUCCCUCCUAUGAACGACACUGUCUCGCGUUCUCGUCCUGUUCCUGAAUCCCCAUACCUCGCACACACAGGUACGGGUUUGCUCAGUCCUGGACCUGGUGCCCGUUCAAUUGCUACUACGGUGCCUUUAUCCCCACUUGUCGUGAACGUGCAGACUGUGUCGACUAUAGGAGAUAAGCAUGCGAAAUCGGCUUUGCGGCCACGAGCAGGUUCGGGAAAUCGUAGCGCUCUGGGCUUGGGCAAGAAGCCGUCCUCGGGCCCGGCUAAUGGAAACGCCACAGGGACCCAGUCUACUUCUGCUAAGGAGAACGAGGCGCUUGGUACGAUGUCUAACAACAGCCACAACCUCCGCAUCAAUCGUCCGCGUCCCAAGGGGCGUGUUGCGUCUGGUACCGCCCGUCCCUCGGCUCUUCGUCUGCAAUCGAUUCGUUUUUAUACUGCUUUCGAUCAUGCACCCAUGCGUAAAAAAUGUGAUGAGACUAAACCGGGCUGCCAGCGAUGCGAGGGCUCUGGGAUACAGUGUCCUGGAUACGCUUUUAUUGCUUGUGACCCAGUAAAGCGCACAAAGUGCGCGAAAAAGCCCAUUCCAACAUUAAACACACAGCGACAAAGCAUUCCCACAGAUACUUCCUCAGAGGUUGCCGAAAGUUCAUCCGUCGUUGGUUCUAUAAAAUCCCCUUUCGACGUAACCGUUCACACUUCUGGCAAUUUUGGCUUAUCUGAAACAUCUUUGCUCUCAGAUAUGAUUGAUAACCACAGGGAGGAUAUAACUCGCGCCCACCAAUUAAACUCGACCUACCGGGCCGGAGUAGCCUAUGGUGAUCACUUUCAUAUGGGAACAGAACCAAAUUCCACCUUCCACAUACUUAAGGAACAGACGCAUGUUUAUUCUUCAGGCACUUCCAGUUACGAACAUUCCGACCUCGGCCAGCAACUUCUUCCUCCUCCGUCAUUGGAUCAGCCCUGUAGUUCCGAUCUCCGUGUUUACAGUGCCCAAGACUCUGAAGACGUCAGGCGAGUCAUCUUUGGCUCACUGGUGCUUGACAAGAACUCAGCAAGUAACACUCUCUCCUUUAUACUCGAAAGCUACGCGGCUUGGAUACAGCGGGCCGCAUACGACCCCGUACGAGUUGCACGGAGGUCCAAGGAUGCUAUUGUGAAGCACUAUGGAAGCUCGAUAGAGUCACGCUGGACGAUCACUCUGAUGGCAAAUCUUGUUAGAAGGCUAGCCAAGAGCAGGUCGACAGAUGUCAUCUAUACCCGUGCGUGCUCGACAAUGGUUUCUGCCCUACAGGCACGGCUUCGGCACGAUAUUGCAUUUGUCGUUUCUCGUGACCCCUGCGAAACCGAGAUGCUCAAGGCAACCAACGUGUUUGAUAGCGCCCUAGGAUUGGCAUCUAUUUUGACUACCUCCGGUAGCAUAGUAGCCGGAAUGAAAACCCUGGGGGAAGCUGCACCCGUGUUUCGCUGGCUAUGUCCAGGCUCGCCAGGAAAUCAAGUACACUUGCAAACGCUGUUCCUGCACCCUGUCGACUCUCUCCGCGACCAUGCUAUAAUGGAUCUGUUUUCGAGUAUUAUAGUUCCCAGACCGACGAUCUUUCAAUAUGAUGCUACAAUCGACCCCAAACUGGAAUCAUCUGUGUUGGCUUUCAGUGACGACGUAGGAAUACAGUGGGCGCGCGGCAUUCCCGACCAGAUCACUCUUGCGUUCGCAAGGAUCAGCUCUCUGCAACGCAGCCUCACUUGGGAACCCAGGGAGCUCGACGAGCUUGAGGCCAUGCUUCAGAGCUUUGUGCCCCUCCCGACCAUCUCCAGUGACUCGCACACAGCUCUUGCAAGGGCUGUGGUUCAGGAGUGCUGGCGCGAAGUCGGAUAUAUCUACUUGUAUAUGGGUGUAUGCAGAGCAAAUGCCGAAGACCGUCGGGUUGUAGAAGCGCUGUCAAGAUUUCUGAGUGCGAUCAACAGAGUGAAGCCGGGCCGUGUUCCCGACUCGUUCCUUAUGAUGGGCCUUAUAAUUUCAGGACUAGUUGCGCGUAAUAACGCUGAUCGUGCUAUCAUCAUAGAUCGAAUACGCGGUGUGGAAGAAGUAAAGUACAGCGGGAACAGUAUUUGUUCAAGGUUGGAACAAAUCUGGAACACAGUUGAUGCUGAGAGCCGACCGUCGGUCUGGGCUGACUGGAGAAUACCUUUUCUAGACAAGGCAGUUUCUCGUUGA
This is a messenger RNA of Rhizoctonia solani, 7734 nucleotides long. Its product is annotated as Fungal specific transcription factor domain. The transcript has 13 exons. Bases 1 to 7734 code for a protein of 2577 amino acids. The record is from RefSeq and is a predicted model, not a curated record. Gene Ontology annotation, molecular function: zinc ion binding; DNA-binding transcription factor activity, RNA polymerase II-specific. Gene Ontology annotation, biological process: regulation of DNA-templated transcription. NCBI's taxonomy places the organism in Eukaryota, Fungi, Basidiomycota, Agaricomycetes, Cantharellales, Ceratobasidiaceae.